This is a messenger RNA of Chondrus crispus (carragheen), 3471 nucleotides long. Its product is annotated as WD40-repeat containing protein. The record is from RefSeq and is a predicted model, not a curated record. Bases 1 to 3471 code for a protein of 1156 amino acids. Lineage: Eukaryota; Rhodophyta; Florideophyceae; Gigartinales; Gigartinaceae. Gene Ontology annotation, molecular function: protein binding; ADP binding. The transcript has a single exon.
AUGGGAGGCGUGGGCAAGUCUUGCGCGCUGAAAGGGCUUGCGACCGAUGCAGACGUGCAAGAGCACCUCUCCGGUGGGAUAUACUGGAUCGUGCUGGGCAAAGACUGCACUGAGGCAGAUGUCGUGCGUCGUGUGGCACGUAUUGCGAAGCAAAGUGGUGGGGUCAAGGUUGCAAAGUCUGUGCUUGAAGAAGAGAGUAUUGACGGCGCGGUGUCCGAGGCGAGGCGAUGGUUCUCCGGCCAAAGGAGCUUGCUGCUCGUCGAUGACGUGUGGGACAAGAACGAUGUGGGCCGCGAUAUUGUGCGACGAUUAUGCGAGAUUGUUGAUACCAAAAAGGGCAGCCGUUUGGCUUUCACAACGCGUGAUUGGAGCGUUGUGGGCAACAGCGAGGCCGUUGAGUUUUCCAAAAGAAGCCGAGAAGUGUCUCGCGAGAUCUUGCUUCGGUCUGCAGGACUAGCAGAAGAAGAAGUGAAAGACUACCGAGAAUUGGUGAAUAAGACGUUAGAUUUAUGCGGUGGACUCCCCAUGGCGUUAUCUGUUGCUGGUAGCGCGAUCAGCAUGCGUAGGAGGAAUGCUCGCGACGUUAAUUUAAGAGAGAUAUGGAAUGAAUAUUUGCGUCUGCUCGGAAAGCAUCCAGGACGCCUUAUUAAUGGUAAAGUAAGUUGUGACGCCUACGAGACUCUGCGAUCAGCGUUUGAGACGUCACUGAAGAUGCUCGACGAGACGCUGCUUUCAGAGAUUGGAUGCCCGAUGACGUAUGACGAGAUGUAUCGCUCUGUUGUUGUGAUACUCCGCCAAGGGUGGUUGCCCGUGAGCGUCCUUGGAUUGCUGUGGGGACUUGAAGACGAAGACGAAGUGACUGAAGUACUGAACGUGUUUUCGGCAGGAAGUUUAGCAGAACGAAGAGAUAGGAUUUUGAACGGGAGCCAGUGUCCUGGAAUUACACUUCAUGAUCUCCAGCUGGACUUUGUGGAGGACAAAUGCAGGAAGCAUGGGGAAGUAAAGAAGUGGCACGAAAAGAUUGCACGCCGCUGGCAAUCGAAGAGAUAUUUAGGUGCAGGUGCAGGGAGCGACAGAUGGGCCAAGGAUGAUAUAUUUGAAGAUGACUAUGUGCGAAACAAUGUCAGUCGUCAUUUGCUCGGCGCAGGCCAUGUAGUAGAUUUGAGUGAGUUACUGACAGAUCCGGAAUGGGUAGUGAGAAGGCUGGUUGGCAGGGAAAUUUUGGGACUUGAAGGAGACUUUGGAAUUCUACGACACCAGUUGGAAGAAGGAAACGACAACAAGAUGGAGCGCAGAAGUACGUCGUGGUCGCUGAAGAUGAUUGCAGAGGCGGCGCGAUUAUGCGCACCGUUUGUGUCGCAAAACACUGAAGAAGUCUGGUUUCAGUUGCACGCACGGCUGAUCGAUGUUGCUGACCACUCGAAGUUAUUACAGAAAUACAGCGCAGACAUUGAGAAAUAUGCGGACAAGCCCUGGCUGAGGGCCAUGAGGCCCUGCUUGAGUGCUCCAGGUGUUCUGCAAUUCAUACUACUAUGCAGCGGAAGGGUGUACGGACUUAGUGCAUUUCAGGGAAAGGAAAACAUACUUAUUUGGGGACGAAGCGCGAAAGGCGCCUUUGUUGAUACUUUUGUAAGUGGAGAGUUGAAGGAGAGCUCAACACUACAAAGACAGCAGAAUGAAACGAGGGAUUCUAACGUCGACGGCGGUAUUGGUGCCGAAGAUCCCGUCGUUUCCGACGAGAUUUUGAGCUCUGAGAGCAGUUUUGGCUCGCAAGUCCGCCGCGUCUACGUUUCAAAGGAUGGAGAUCAUGCAGCUAUAAUAUACAAGAAUGGGAGAAUGGAAGUUUGGGAUGUGAGAAAAAGGAAAACUAUUGGGAAAGCGAUAGGAGAGGACGAAAAUGCUGUCGUAUGUGCCGCGUGGUCACCUGAUGGCUCACGGCUAGCUUUUGGUGAGUAUAAGAACGAUGUGAAGAUUUGGGAUGUGAACGCUAGGAGGACACUUGGAAACGUAUUACUUGGGAAUGUGGGUUACAUAAUGUGCCUGGCGUGGUCGCUGGAUGGCAAGCAGUUGGCGUCAGCAGGGGCUGGCAAGACAAUACUGAUCUGGAAUCUGGAAAAUCAAAGAGUUAUGAAAGAGAUAUUUCGGGGCGAGGGUAGCAAUAUCUCCUGCAUUGCAUGGUCACCAAAUGGCUUUCAUUUGGCUUCUGGAGGUUGGGAUGACUCAGUUUGGAUCUGGAAUGUCGAGACAGGCAAGGCUGUGCAAACAGCACUGAAGGGACAUGGUGGUUCGGUCCAUUGCGUGUCAUGGUCUACAGACGGGAUGCAGCUGGCAUCUGGGGGAGCUGAUGGAACUGUUCGGGUCUGGGAUGUGAAGACCAGUGAGGCAAAGGAAAGGGUACUGUUUCAGCCCGGGAAUGCAGCCCAUUGCGUGGAAUGGUCACCGGAUGGGACUCAGCUGGCCGUUGGUGCUGCUGAUGCGAAAGUAACAAUAUGGAGAGUCGAGGACCAAAAAGCCACGAGAAGCGGUUCGUGCUUACGGAACGAUUUUGCUAGUUGCGUCUCUUGGUCACCAGAUGGAUCGCGCUUGGGGUGCUGGGGAGCAAACAAAGUAUUUCAAAUUUGGGACGUAGAGACAGGAAAAGUUAUUCAAGAGGUCAAACCAGGACGUGAAACUUUGGGAGAGCUCGGCGCAUGGUCUCCGAAUGGGUCUCGGUUGGCUUUUGGGAUUGGGAAAGAAUCAGUAGUGAUAUGGGAUUCGGAUGCUGGCAGAGUAGUAGGAGAGUCACUGAACUGCUGCGGUGUCAUUUUGUGCUUGUCGUGGUCACCAGAUGGGUCAUGGCUGGCUUCCGCUGGGGAAGGGGACGGAGUUAGGAUCUGGGAUAUGCAGACGGGUGAAGCAGUGGGAGGCAUACCGUCCGGGCAUCAAGGUUCUGUUCAAGGUGUAGGUUGGUCACCGGACGGGUCACAUCUGGCGUCUGCCGGAGUGGAUGGGACAGUCAAUAUCUGGAAAGCAAAGACUAUGAAGGCAGUUGGAGAACCAUUACGUGGGCAUAACAAAGCUGUGCAAUGCGUGGCGUGGUCACCAGAUGGAUUGCAGUUGGCAACCGGGGGCUAUGACACUACGGUACGCAUCUGGGACGUAGUGAAUGGAAAGGGCUCUGGAAUGGUUCUGGGUGAACAUGAGAGCUCGGUUAGGACAUUAGAGUGGUUACCGGAUGGAUCGAGUGUGAUCUCUGAAGCGUUGGACGGAAGGCGCGUAUGGGACGUCGCUACAGAAGAAGAAAUCGAUGAGGUGGUGACUAGCAACCUCAGAGUGCGAGGAAAGUCUGUGUUUCAUGUUACAGAAAGCGAAGAGAAAUGCCUCGCUACCCUCGACCUUGGGGAAUUUCAGCGUAAUCGUUGCUCGCCGUCAGGCCGUCACUUGACGGUAUGGGAUGGGAAGCGUCUAAUAUGGCUGGAGUUCAGCGAAUGA